UGUAGUGAUUCCCCGGUGAUAAUCUUCGCGACUUUCACUCGUUCUCCAGUCAGUUUUCAGGCAAAAUCCCGGGAAGAGAGGGCAUUUUCUGACCAGAAAUGGUUGUCUUUAUUGUGGCCACUGCCGAGGAGUACGGCAAGCUGAUCAGUUCCUCCAAGCCCACCGUGGCGAUCUUCACGGCGGACUGGGCGGAGCAGUGCAAGCAAGUCCUGGACAUUGCCACGGAUCUGUCGGCGCAGCCGGCCUACGCGGAUGUGCAGUUCAUCAGCGUGCCGGCGGAGGAAUUGUCGGAGAUCUCCAUGAAGCACCAGAUCGAGGCUGUGCCCACAGUUGUGUUCUUCCGCGCGGGCAGCGCGCUGGACCGCGUGGAUGGCGUGCAGAUUGCCGCCUUCACCAGCAAGUGCGAGAAGCUGGCGGGUGUGGCGACGUCGGAGAAGGGGAAACUCGAGGAGCGCCUGAAGGCGCUGAUUAGUCGCCAUCCGGUGAUGAUCUUCAUGAAGGGCGAUCGCAGUGCGCCGCGCUGCGGCUUCUCCAAGCAGCUCAUCGCCAUUGUCAACGAGACGGGCGUCUCGUACGACACCUUCGACAUUCUCACAGACGAGGACGUGCGACAGGGCCUGAAGACCUUCUCGGACUGGCCCACGUAUCCGCAGGUGUACGUGAAGGGCGAGCUGAUCGGCGGCCUGGACAUCGUCAAGGAGCUGCUCGCGUCCGGAGAGCUCAAGGCAACACUCGCCGGCUGAGCGCGUCCGGAAGGCGGUCUUGGGCAGGUUUUGGAACACACGAGGGAUGAAUAAAUUGAAAUUUUUAGUAUA
Messenger RNA from Phlebotomus argentipes, 815 nucleotides. RefSeq names its product glutaredoxin 3 (gene Grx3). Lineage: Eukaryota; Metazoa; Arthropoda; Insecta; Diptera; Psychodidae. The coding region runs from base 99 to 743 and encodes 214 amino acids. The transcript is spliced from 3 exons. The record is from RefSeq and is a predicted model, not a curated record.